UGUUUAAUCUCUAGAUCUAGGAACAGUGACAGGAGAUGUAUAGGAUAGGAAUCCGUGUGUAGUAAACGUUUCCCCAUAAUCGCGGUUGAAUGACCAAUCAGAGCGAGCGAGUAACAAUGCAGGAUGUCCUCUUUCAAUAGCCGACACUCCGGAAGUGAUUGUCUAAGGGGGUAGAGAGCCGUUACCCUGAGUAACGAUUAGAUAUACCCCGAAUCCUCGUUUUGAAGUUCUGGAACGGGGUCGCCGUAGGGGGCACCGAUAUUCGACUGUCCCGACGGAAAACAGAAUCGACGCAGACGCGCGAGACAAGCCAUACUUGUUCGGUGACGAUGAGUGCGUUCUAUUAUUGAGAAACGGAUCCCGUCCCCAGUGUUUACAAUCUUCCUCGACGAACCUCGAGCCAGUGUUGUUAUGAUCUCGGAUCGUUCUAGACAUCUGUGAACGUUGAACAGUGAUCGUAUGAUCCUAGCGAUCACGUAAUUCGGGAUUUCGUUCGUGACAUAAUAUAUGAAAGUCCGGGCGUAAGUAGAUAGUACUUGGUUGCAAUUUCACUUGGCCUGGCUGGUUUGUCACUUCGAAACUUGUCCCUCGUUGCGAAAAUGGCGAGUCGUACGAAUCAGCAAUGUUCGCACGGUGAUUCUGUAUGUUUCUUCACGGAUGACAAGAAACGAGCCGUUCUCCUGUUCUAACGCGGAAGAAGUUUAUCGGGGCCAAGCGAGGAAAAAAUUUCGGACGGGUCAAAGAUGGAUGCAACAAUUGAGAGAGAGUGCAGUGCACUGGGUGGCCUCUUUCAGCAGAUUAUAACUGACAUGAAGAAUGGAACUCCACUAUGGGAAGAUUUAAUCUCGAAAGCAACAAAAUUACAUUCGUGUUUAAGAGCUGCUAUUUUAGCUAUUUCUGCAUAUCUUGAAACUUUUCAAAAAAUUGCUGAUGCUGCGACUAAUGCUAGAGGCGCGACAAAAGAAAUUGGAACUGCUUUAACGCGGAUUUGUCUUCGACAUAAAGCGGUAGAAACUCGUAUGAAGUCGUUCACCAGCGCUAUCAUGGAUUGCUUGGUGUUACCUCUUCAAGAAAAAUUGGAAGAUUGGAGAAAGUCUUUAAUAAAUUUAGAUAAGGAGCAUGCCAAAGAAUACAAAAAAGCAAAAGCAGAGUUAAGAAAACGAUCUACCGAUACGUUGCGUUUACAAAAGAAGAAGGCGCGUAAGGGUCAAUUACAAGCGCAGUCGCAAGGACAUGCAGCGUCAGGAGAUAUCGAAUUAACUCGAAUGUUAGAAUCUUCAGCUGCCGUUGUUCAAGAGAAACGUUUAAGUUUGGAAGAGACAGAAAGGAAGGCCGUUCGCGCGGCUUUGCUGGAAGAGAGAGGAAGAUACUGUCUCCUUGCCAGAUUUUUGAAACCAGUGCUCGACGAAGAAAUUGCGAUGUUAAUGGAGUUGACACACCUGCAAGAAGUCUCUGAUCAAUUGCAACGACACGCAGCUUCUCCGCAUCACUUGCCACCGGCAUCGGAACAAGUGAUAACCGACAUAAAAGGUUGCGACGUAACACAGUGGUCUCUCGCUACUCCACCCUCGAGCCCUUCCUUAUCGCUUGGAUCUAGGAAAAGUUCAAUGUGUUCAAUCAGUUCUUUAACAAGUAGCAGCAGCGGUUCUUGCAAAAGCCACCCGAGUCCAUCCGGACAUCCUUGGCACAGAUCACUUUCGCAGCCUGUCGGUGUCAGGCCCUCCAGCAUCAGCGGUUUGAUGACGCUGCGCCACUUGGUAAAUGGUAGUUCCCGCGACUCAGGCUUCACCUCCCAGGACACGUUGUACACUCAACCGAUCUCCGAGCAUCAGGUAUCGAAUGUCUUCUCUCAAACUAAUAAAAAUACUGGUACCACAACAAGACCCGUAACUACUGCUACUUGGCCUGACUUACAGGAAACAUCGGUACAAUUCGACAGGCAAAAUCAGAACGCUGUCAACGAACGGCCCCACACGAUCUCCUCUGCUUAUGAGAAAGGCCAUCAAAGACCAGCACUCAGUGUCUACACAUUCCAAGCUCCGGAUAAUAGUGGCUGUUGUCAUAGUCAACCCGCUUCUCCAGUUUCUUCUUCCUCGUCAUGUUCUUCCUCCAAUCAACAAGCGUCCAGAGUACAAUUGCGUAGAAAUAAUGGUAGUAAUCGUCCUCCUAUACCGAACAGAUGUUCCAGUCUAGAACGUCCGUCGGUUCCGGUUAAAAAUGAACCUCCUGGAAGUCCUCGAGGAAAACCGAAAUUACCGUUGCCAGCGCAUUUAGCCAAAGAAUUGGCAACUCAUCAACUUCAGCAGCCGAUGUAUGUUAAUAUGCACGAAUUAGCGAGUCUGGCUGCGAGCCGCGCUCAGGAGAUGCAGUUACCGUUACCACCGCCUCCUGCGUCGCUCUCGGUGCCUGGAACCGAAAAGACCGAAGUUACGGAGAAAGACGGUGGGAGUCAGACAUCGGAAUCGAGCGUCGAAUCCAGCAGCGGAUAUGGAAGUCAGACAACUUUACCGCAUUCACAUUCGCUUCAUAAUCAGAGCGAGAACGCUUGGAACGUACCUGGUGCUGCGUCCACUUUGACGGUUCGCAGGGGAUCGAUGCAGCAAGCGAACAAACCUCCACCGCCGACAAGGCGAACGUCGACUAUUAUAACUGCCACAUUCACUACUCCUUCGUCGGGGCCCAACGAUGAACGUGCUGACACUACUUGCGACGAAACAGAAAAUCUUCCACCACCGCCGGCAUUUCUGUUGGAAGGUUCCUCACCGACAGCCAGUCCUACUCCUCAACGAUCUAUCUCUGUGUCGGAGACAGUAAGGACCCUUACAGAAUUGCGACACACGCCUGCUAGCCCUUCUCUUCUGCGGAAGGCUACGGGCCAGGCACAAACGCAUAAUUCUUCCGCUACGCUGCCGCAUAAUACUGUGCUCCAAGUAACUCGAUCCUCCGUAGAACGCUCUUGCGCGGCCAUUCGUUCGGCUUCUCAAGAACGUAGCUCGAACACCACGCAAGUGACCACCGUUAGUACGGGUGUAAAUAUUCAAGGCCAAGGCCCUGGAGGCGUCGGUCAGAGCUUCAUGGCGGUGCUCAGCGCGAAGUUGAUCAACAGUACAGGUAACAACGCCACGAGUGGCAACAAUACAAGUAGUAGCCCGAAAUCAGUUAGAAAGCAUUCGAUCGAUCAACAGUCAAGUAAGAAUACUAAAACAUCGUCGGGUUUUCUUGAAACGUUGAACGCCAAAUUGGCGCAGCAGCAGCAAACGUUGCAAGGUAAUAAUACAACGAGUAGAUCCGCGAGCGUCAGACGUAUAAUGGGCAAUCGCGUGCCCAUCAUGGAUCCCUUGCAAGUCAGGGAUUCCCUGAUGGAUCAAAUACGAAAAGGUACCUCACUGAGGAAGACGAGUGGUCCCAUCAACGAUCGUUCGGCACCGAAAAUUUAUUGAGUAUUAUAAUACUGAUGUUUGUGCAAGUUCCUCUGCAAUCUUCGAUGCGUUUAACUUGCUUCCGUUCGCAUUGAACGUAGCGAUGCAUCGUCGAGUUUGAAGAAUACAUUUACGUGCGUCACUAGACAAGGUGGUCGUGCAUCAUGCGUACCUUUACGAACGUACAUUCAUUAAUUCAUAAUCAGUUGGACUGACUUUGCGCUAAAGUCAUAUUGAAUCGCAAAGUGAAGUCAUUACACGAAUCUAUUAAUACUAGGAUUAGUUCGAUUAAAAUGAUUUAGAAAAGGCAAGCUCUAUAUUAAAUCCAUCCUUAAUAUGUAUAUUUUAAUGCGUGUGUUAUAAUAUACGGAUAUAAUAUAAAUGAAUUCGGGUCGUGAAGAUAACGUAACUUAUCUUAAUUGUUUAAUUAGAGAGAGCCCGGUCGUAUAUAUUACAUUAUAUAUUACAUUCUUACGCGUAAUUAAUAAUUAACGAGUAUAAGAUUUGAAUAAUAUAUUUAUAAACUAAAAUAGUAUAUUUAUAUAUUAUUUUAAUUCCGACUAAAUUAAGUUGAUACUAAUGCCCGAUACUUGCCAGUAACACAGGGCACCUGACUGAUUUAACGAUACCUUAGCAACGGUUUAGUAAAGAAAAGAGAUAUCGAAUCUGCAUAUAUAAUUUAAUAUAGAGCUCGUUUUUAAUAUAUUAUCGUUUCAUCUAAGAAUUCAGUUUUACUUCUAUUACCUGUCUUUCAUUUUUCACGUACGAAACGCACAAGCACAAUUAUCGUCAUUCGCAUUCUCGUGCUCCAUUUCAGUAUCGUGUUCCAGUACAGGUUCUAAUAGUAGCAUCUCUGUCAACCAAUUUAAUACUAUUUGGUAUGACAAAAUUUGAACGUAAAUGUGUAUGAGUAUUAAUGCCCAGGUGGAACUUCAUUUUAGAGUUGGUUUUUAUAUCGCCCCAAUUAUUCCAUAGAGAUCUGUCUAUCUUGGAUUAUCCGAUACGUCAGUCUAUAAUAAUAUUGUGUCGCACGGAUUCAGUAUUACUAUAUAUUAUUAGCGUCUCUUCUUUUUGUUCAAGAAAGAUCCGUAAAUCGAAAUGUUUUACAUCGAUUUAGGAUACAUCGCGUGUUUUAGAUUACAUCAUUUCUCUUUUUAUACUGAUUAAUCUAUAGUCUUUAUUUUUUCAGUGUAAGAACGUAUCCAUACAUUACCGUUUUGCAUAUUGAUAAUACAUAUCAGAGUUUUCGUAUCACUGUGUUUUUCGACAUUAGAUUAAGCGUUGUACGAUACUGUUUUAUAAUGUAGGCGAGCUAGGGGAGGAGGGUAUUGUGCAUUUAUUAAUUGCUCGAGCAUCUACUGCCAAUGAAAAAGAGCCAACGUUUCGUUCUGCCUGGGCAAUACUGUUCCCGAUAUAGGUGAAUAUUAAACGUAAAUGUGUAUCUCAGAUCGGUGGGAAAACACAAGUUAGAUUUUUGACGAACGUACAUCUUAAUAAUUACAUCUCGAAUAAUUGCAAAUUACGAUCGCGAUGUAACAGAAUACUACUAUCGACCGCAGUUUUAUCCCAUUCCUUUGAACAGAUCGUUGUGCAUAGGAUUCUUAAGAUAUCCGCCGCGUGCGAACAGAAUCCAACAAAUGUCGAUUUCAAUGAAUAUCUUAAUAAUAAUUUAUGAAACGACGCCGACUGAACUGAAAACGCUACUGCCAAUUUACAGACGUUCAACUAACGUUCCUUUCAUUCCUGGCGCAUUUUCUUUUAGUGUGAUUAAAGUCUAAUAGCAGUUUAUUUACUUUGAGCAAGCAUUUUACCGUUUAUAGGCGUGGUUAAAAAUAGAUGACAUACUUGCAGUGAUAACACGAUUUGAUAUUUAAUGCUGAAAAGAACAAUACAGACUUCUCAUAGUAUAUUAACGCAAAUAAAAGAUUAUGAUUAUUAUAGUAGAUUCUGCUGAAACGUGUUUCAACUCGAUCAGCAUUAAAUGACAAACGCUCUUAGUAUGAUAAUAACUAAUUAAAAAAAAAGCCGUAAUGAGAUAAUAGAUAAUCGUAAAAUCUGCUGUAAUAAAAUAUUUAAUAUGUAGCAAAAGUUCAAGAGAUGAUUGUUAAUUUGUAAUAAUUAUUUCAGUAGCAGACCAGAUGCAAAGAUAAUAAAUAAAAGUGUAACAAAAACCGAUAAUUCGCUUUUCUGCGUGUUCACAUGUCGAUAUAUAAAUAUAAAAAAUGCAUAUAUAUAUUUAUGACAAGUAACUUAUCAAUUUAUUGUAUCGAGAACUUUAUUUACAGUUUGAUAGAAAAAGGAAGCUUGUCGUUCCCUGGAUACUAAUUGCAAUAAUACACGCCUCUGCGCGCGAGCUACGCGUCAGCUUAUCCCAUGGUUAUUUAUACAUAUAUAAACUGGUUAACAUACUUGUAGA
This is a messenger RNA of Ceratina calcarata, 5835 nucleotides long. Its product is annotated as MTSS1-like protein. The transcript is spliced from 12 exons. Bases 744 to 3440 code for a protein of 898 amino acids. NCBI's taxonomy places the organism in Eukaryota, Metazoa, Arthropoda, Insecta, Hymenoptera, Apidae. The record is from RefSeq and is a predicted model, not a curated record. Gene Ontology annotation, molecular function: actin binding; phospholipid binding. Gene Ontology annotation, biological process: cell projection assembly; plasma membrane organization. Gene Ontology annotation, cellular component: cytoplasmic side of plasma membrane; actin cytoskeleton.